This is a messenger RNA of Pestalotiopsis fici W106-1, 891 nucleotides long. RefSeq lists its product as uncharacterized. Gene Ontology annotation, molecular function: sequence-specific DNA binding; RNA binding; RNA endonuclease activity. Gene Ontology annotation, cellular component: cytoplasm; nucleus. The transcript is spliced from 3 exons. Lineage: Eukaryota; Fungi; Ascomycota; Sordariomycetes; Amphisphaeriales; Sporocadaceae. The record is from RefSeq and is a predicted model, not a curated record. Bases 1 to 891 code for a protein of 296 amino acids.
AUGUCUGAAUCCAGUGACAAAAAGUCGAGCGCAGCGGGACAACAGGGAAACAGAAUGCCGGGAGUCAAGAGAGAUUACAAGGGCAACAAAAAGGACCUCCCUGUCCGUGAUGCACCCCGCAACGAGUACACGUCCAUGUUUGAGGGCUUCCGCAAUGAGCUCGACAAGCACCAUGACCGCCGUGAGAAGAUUGUCAAGGUCUCACGGGAUGUCACCGCCCUAAGCAAGAAGAUCAUAUUUUCCCUACAGAGAGUCCGCAAGCUUGGCCAACCCAUUCCUCCCAACAUCACCAAGGAAAACGAGGAACGUUUGGCAGAGAUCAAGUCGAUGCUGUCGACCAUUGUAGACGAUGUGUCUGGCAUCCGGCGGUACCGCUACAAUCUCAUCUGCCUAGAGGAGUUUGUCGAGGCCAUCUCCUUUGCCUACUACCUUGAGCACCAGAGUCUCAUUUCCCCAAAGACCACCCAGGAGGCGCUGGGCGAUGUCAACAUUCCCUUUACAGCCGCCGACUACAUUUACGGAAUCUUUGACCUUACGGGAGAGAUGAUGCGCUUCGCCACUACUGUCACGGCUCUUACCGGCGCCAUCCCCACCGGACCUGUGGCCGAAAAGUCGAGCACUGAUGAGGAUUCGGCCAUGACGGAUGGCGACGAGGCCUCUGCACCCAGAAACAUUCUCGGCGAUCUUCAGGAUGUCUCUAGUAUGCUGCAGCUCGUGCAGCUAAACGAUCGCAACUAUCGCAAGAAGAAGGAUGUCAUGAUUGAGCAGGUGCGCAAGGUGGAGCGUGUUGGCUAUGGUGUCACCGUCCGUGGCAACGAGCGUCCAAAGGGCUGGAUGCCGGAUAUGAAUGAAGACUAUGGCGGCGGAAAUGAUGAUGAUGGACAAGAUUGA